AUGCUAGAGGUCCCAAAAGGAGUUGCUGAAUGGGAGCUCACUGUCGAGCUCCAAGAGGAACCCACGUUCUGCCUGCAGAUAAACGAAGCUGAAACCUCCUCGAAUGAUCAGGCAUGGUACACAGACAUCAAGGAAUAUCUCGAGCAUCAGAAGCCAUCAGACAACGGAACUCUGUUCGUCAAUAAAAGGAUGGGCGGCUUCCUCGACAAAUUCAAGAUUCAACGGCAUCGAUCAAGUCCUUACCGUCCUCAGAUGAAUGGUGAGGUUGAAGCUGCAAAUAAGACUAUCGUCCGCAUACUGGAGAAAAUGGUCAAGACAUUGUGA
This is a messenger RNA of Magnolia sinica, 324 nucleotides long. RefSeq lists its product as uncharacterized. Gene Ontology annotation, molecular function: nucleic acid binding. Gene Ontology annotation, biological process: DNA integration. Bases 1 to 324 code for a protein of 107 amino acids. The record is from RefSeq and is a predicted model, not a curated record. NCBI's taxonomy places the organism in Eukaryota, Viridiplantae, Streptophyta, Magnoliopsida, Magnoliales, Magnoliaceae. The transcript is spliced from 2 exons.